Diatraea saccharalis (sugarcane borer) is the source of this 2704-nucleotide messenger RNA. The record is from the annotation of a GenBank genome assembly. Lineage: Eukaryota; Metazoa; Arthropoda; Insecta; Lepidoptera; Crambidae.
UUCCCAUCCCUAUUAGUCAUAUGAAUUUGACAUUAACUGACAUGAUUUUCACUAAAAUUGAGAAUAAAACUAAGUUUUUAAAAGCCUGUGAAAAUUUCUGAAACUUAUUUUAAGGCUAUUUAAGUAAACGACAAAGUUAAAAUUUAUCUUCUCUACAAAAAUGAACAUAAUUCUACAAUUUUGAGCGGCAUCUUGACCCCUGAAUAUUUGAUGUUGCAUUGCAUCAUAUUUUUGUAUAUUACGUUUCGAGUUUCAAUGAAAUAUGCCUGCUCAUCGGUCUGAAGAUGAAGAUAAACCUUGUCGUGCUUGCUCCGAUUUUAAAACAUGGGCAAAAUCUCAAAACAAAACCACAUUGAAUACGCCGAACAAAGUGGCCCCUGUUAAACCCGCAGAUUGCCCUUUGGACAAAGACGAUCUGGGUCGGUCUACAUGGGGUUUCCUGCAUUCUAUGGCAUCUUACUACCCCGACAAGCCAACGAGAAGACAGGCUGAGGAUAUGUCAAAAUUCUUUAAUAUAUUUUCGCAAUUCUAUCCAUGCGAACCUUGUGCUCUCGAUUUCCAGGAAGACAUAAAAAAACAUCCACCAAAAACAGACUCAAGAGAUCAUUUAGCUCAAUGGUUGUGUGAACGACAUAACACUGUAAAUAGGAAACUUGGUAAACCCUUAUUUGACUGCAGUAAAAUUCAUGAGAGAUGGAGAGACGGCUGGAAAGAUGGCUCCUGUGAUUAAUGUGAAGCAUUUCAAAGUAUUAAUGAUGUCAAACAUUAAUUCCUUUAAUUAAAUGUUGAUUCAGCGACAUCAAUAGUGACAACAAUUGUCCAGGCAUAAACACAUUAAAGGAGUUAUUUACAUGAACACCAACACCAAAGUAAAAAGAAAACUUAAAAUUGAGGCUGAUAUUUCUUUAUUAAUAUAAAAGGCAAUAUAAUUUUUCACAGGAAAUGUUUCUUUUUGUUUAAGUCUUAUUUUUAUUAUUAACAUAUCUUCCAAACUGGGUAUAAAGAAGUCCUAUUUACAGUUACAUAUAACAAAAUAUAUUUAUUAAGUAAUGGUUAUGUAACACCAAAUAAUCAAUAAAUUAAAUAUCAGAUAAAUUCCUACCUCUACUUUUAACUAAUUUGAAAAUAGUUUUUUUAUUAUUGACAUGAAAUCUUUGAUGCCAGUGUCUAUGCCUCCUAUAAAUAUUUUUCCAAUUACAAUGGUUGUCAGCAUUUAGACCCCUGAAUUUGUGCCUGAAUUAAGUUUAUAUUAAGUGAUCCUAUACCGAGUGUUUGUCCAGUGAUACCUCAGUGAAUAGUCAUUUUGUCAACAAUGUGCUAUUGUUUACUUUUGUGUUUCAAAGUAUUUUGUAUACUGUAUUGUAGACGCUACAUUGUUUUAGAAAGUUAUAUUAAAUGUUACUAUAUUGUUAUAUAAGAGUUAUUAUUUGUGUAUUGAAAUAAUAAACAUAUGACAUUUUUAUGAUGUUUAUUUAAAAAAGUUUAAAAGUAUAAAAAUCUGUUUACCGACAUUACACUUUAAUCGUCAUCAGAACAUAACUAAUUCUAAACAAAUUAUCAUAAUAAUGUAUAAAAGUAGGCAGUUUAAAGCACUCGGAAUUAUCAAUGACAACUACCCAGCCAUACAAAACAGUCUGGUCUUCAACAUAGACAGAUAUUUUAAUGGGGUCCAAUCUUUUAAAUAACAGGGUGACAAUAAUUUUGACAUUUGUACCCAGCGUGUAUGACGACACACGUAGCUACUGAGUUAUUUGCAAUUAUACACAGUGAUAAGUAUUUCUAACGUACUGUUACAAUGAAAAAUAAGCAUGAAUCUUAUUAUUUAUGUUUUCAUUGGAAUGAACCUAAAACACAUAAGCAAAAGAAAAAUUCAUUGUCAACAAUAACAAGGAACAACAAAUUCUGUUUAUUGGUAAUUUGUCAAAAUAAGAAAACAAUGACCAGAAAAUUGUAAUAACAUUAGGAAGAAUGUGUGGCAUGUAUUUUGACACUGAAUGUCUGAAAUUAUAAUUCCAACACAAAAGCAUUUUGAAACUUAACACCUGCAAACAUGUACUCUUUAAGUAACAAUACAAUGAGUGACAUGUAAAUUCAUCCGCUUAAUUCUAAGAUAAUAUAUGUUGUCACAUUAUUGUGCAUCUGAGUGCCAAAGUAUGUUGUAACUCGCGUUUACGUAGAUAUCGACAUUUGCGAAUAAUGUUUCACUUUAAAAGCAAAUUGACACAGAACUGUCUAAAGAACUAAUGUAUUAAUGGCAAAGGUAAAAAUUUAUUUGAAGUUCAUAAAUACAAAUUGUUUUGUGUUCAUAUUCUUGUUUGCUUACAAUUAUUUCUAUUUUAUAGAGUACUUCAUUUUUAAUAUUAGGCAUUCUGAUACAUCUAAGUCAUAAAGCCCCUAUUCGAUUCAAUUCGAUAGGAAAGUGAAGGCAGCUAGCUAGCAGUGGAAAAAUUAAUAGGUUGACGAUUAUGCUAGAUAGUAAGGAAACAUACUAGAUAAGGAUUCUCAAAUGCUUUAGAUACAGAUGGGCUGUGUCUGUAAACGCGGUCAUCAUUACAUACUUAGCACUCGGAUCACUGUUUGGUUUGUUCUCAUAAAAACUCCAUUUCCCUUUCUAUACCAACAAAUUUCAACUGCUCUGUUGGACCAUAUCUGCAAAUAGAAAAAAAAAAUAUAUGAGUAUCAAAAUUUUUUACGAAAAUUCCAA